Dioscorea cayenensis subsp. rotundata (Guinea yam) is the source of this 988-nucleotide messenger RNA. RefSeq names its product beta-carotene isomerase D27, chloroplastic. The transcript has 8 exons. Bases 48 to 836 code for a protein of 262 amino acids. The record is from RefSeq and is a predicted model, not a curated record. Lineage: Eukaryota; Viridiplantae; Streptophyta; Magnoliopsida; Dioscoreales; Dioscoreaceae. Gene Ontology annotation, molecular function: iron ion binding.
CAAAAAGAAGAUCAUCUCCUCACAGCGAUGCCAAACCAUUGAAUUGAAUGGAGGGUCUCAUGCUCCUCCGGCUCCGGGGACCGUUCCUCGCCGGGACUCCGCCGGCACGCUCCAAAUCCUUCCGAAGAAUCCAUGGUUUCCAGGUCCACUCCUCUAUGCAAUCCCAAUCGAUUGAAGCUGAAAAGCAUGAAUACAAACCUGGACUUUUGGAUGAUCUUCUGCUCGGCUUUUUCAGGAGGAAAAUGGUGGAGGAAGUUGGGUGGGAUUCCAAGAAACCAGGAUACGAUGGGUUGAUGGAAGUUGUGAAUCAGUUGAUGAUGAAAGGGAGAAGCAAUUCAGAGAUUGAGCAAUCCGCAGUUCGGGUGUUAAUAUCUUUAUUUCCACCGUUUCUGCUUCCUUUAUUCAAGAUGCUCAUAACACCUAUACAGGAUGGAAAAAUAGCUUCUAUGAUGCUUGCAAGAGCAACAGCUAUUUCCUGUCAAUGGCUGAUGGGCACAUGCUCAGUUAAUUCUGUUGAUCUUCCUGAUGGAUCCUCUUGCUCCAGUGGGGUGUUUGUGGAAAGGUGCAAAUAUCUGGAAGAGAGUAAAUGUUUGGGAGUAUGUAUCAACACUUGUAAGCUUCCUACUCAGACUUUCUUCAAGGAUUGCAUGGGAGUUCCAUUACUCAUGGAACCUAAUUUUGCCGACUACAGCUGCCAGUUUAAGUUUGGUGUCACACCACCAGCACAAGAUACUGAUAAAGCUCUUCAGGAGCCUUGUUUGGACAUUUGCCCAAAUGUUCGACGGAGAAGAAAUCUACGUGGAAAUAAUGAUGUUACUCAAUGCCCCAAGGUAUAAAAUGAUGGAAGAAAUGAUUAGCAUCAGAAAUUAGAAUACAUUCAUGAGUUAAAUUCAUCUAUUGUGAUAUGCACCUUAUCAUGUAUAGCUUAUUUCUACAUUUCUGGGAAAUAUAGAAAUUUGUAUCAAGUGAAAGAGGAUGUUAUGUGUUA